Molecule: messenger RNA, 9647 nt
Organism: Phalacrocorax carbo (great cormorant)
Lineage: Eukaryota; Metazoa; Chordata; Aves; Suliformes; Phalacrocoracidae
Source: RefSeq, a predicted model, not a curated record
GAUGCUUUGCUUUCAAGCUGAAGAAAUUCCCUUUCUUCCAUCUCUUUUCUCUUAUCAACAGCUCAGGGAGAUUUGGCUUUGUUUUCAUAGUGUGGACUUGCUGUGGGGUCCAGCUCCAGCAGACACCUUGGUACACUAACCUCACAGCACCUGGACCCAAACCCUGCCCAAACUGCGAGUCUUCCAGUUCAGCCAGUGCCACCAGCCAGGACGGCUGCUUUAAGGCCUGAAGACACUUCUUGAGCCAUCCCCUUAGUCACCAGUCUCCACAUUUCUGCCAGAAAAAGCUGUUGUAUCACAUCCAGAGCCAGCAGGAAAGUGACCAGCAGCUUCAUACCUCGUAUACAUCACCUGCAGGACAACCAUGGAACCGUACAGAGAUGACAUGUUUAAGGAUGUGGAUCAAGGCUGAAGGGAUUCCAAGUUUAUAUCCCACCCUUUGCAAAAGGUACCCACAGGAUCUUGGAUAAAGCAUUGGAUCUCCCUGUCACACUUUGCCUUGUGAAAUGCAAGGAAUGCUUCUGCCUUUAGUUCUUUCAUCUGAAGGGACAGUAUUAACCUCUGUUGACAAGGACUGGGACAUGACAAGCAUUAUACCUGGAUAAAAGGACAUUACUGGGACAUGGAUGUUCCCAUGUCUUGGUUCUGGUAGAGGGGGAGGGUCUGGAAUUAAACUGUAUGUAGUGUGCAUUAGGGUGUGCGUUAGUGUAUGACAGUGUUAUCUACUGCUACAUUUGGGCCUCUUGCCCCUUUGCAGUUAAAGGAUUUCCAGGCUCAGCACCACAGAAAGACUUGUCACAGCAGCCCUGCCAGGCAGGCAUGUGUUUCCUGUCCACAAGGCACAGAGGUGACAUGUCCAUGUCAAGGCCCGAAAUGUAAGUCCAGAUCAGAGACUGGAACUCUUAUGAUUUCCAUCCAUAUUAUUGUAUUGAAGCAGCCUCCAGCAAUGUGAAUCACAGUUCAGAACUAUCCUCUGCAAACGCAGAUCAAAAAGAUUUUUAUUGCCUAAAAACUUUCACUCCAUGUGCAGCUUGAGAGAGGUUGGUGCACACCAGGUAGUAUGGGAGAGAGGGAGAUUAUGUCCAGUGAGGAAAUCUUAUGGCCCAUGCACCUUUGUGAUACCACAGCUGGACAAGGAUUUUGCUGUGCCAUUCAGCCCUUCCCACAGUGGCCUGGAUUCAGCACUUUGGCUGGGUGCUGUAUAUUACACGUCUUUGAGUGAUUCUCAAACUCCUUGAAGUCUCCAGCUAAGCCAGCAGCAGCACAACUGUUUAUACUUUUAUCUUGCUGUUUUCUUUGGGGUCAAUCUUAAAAUGAAACUUGCCUUGAGAAGCAGAGAGUAAUUUGGGAGCCUUUCUGAUUCUGCACGUACUGGAAUGGGUACAAUCAUUCAUAUUUUGCCCAAAACUCAGUGAAAUAGUUGAAUAUUUUCUAGACAGCUGCCAUGUCUAAUCACACUUAUUUGUGUUUAAAUAUUGACGUAUGGUUCCCAUUUCUGGGAAGCCUUCAUGCCAUCUAAUGGACACAACAUUAUUUUAAAAUUGUGGACACAGGCAGAAACACUGCUUGACAUUAGACUGAUUCUGAAACAAGGUAACCCUAUUUAGAGUUAAUUAUGACCCCUCGAGGGGAGCUGGCAUAAGAAGCCCUGAGAAUAUUUACAAAAUUGGGAUGUUAGUCCAAGAAACGUUUAUUGGGCUUGAAAUGAGCCCACAACUUUUUCUUUUUUCUUUUCACUUUUUUUUUCAGUUUGAGAGGAACAAGUAUAAUUGAAUUGGCAAAGCGUUCUCUCUGACAUUGAUUUUUACAACAACUUUACCUUUUAGACAGAGUCUCACAUGUUAUUGAUUUGAAAAUUCAUUGUGAAUGUUUUAAGAUAUGGUUUCUGUCUGCUCUGGGGAAGAGAAAGAACAACAUGCAAAAUAGUACAGUGUAAAGUACAGGUCAGGAGCAGAACAGUUCAUGUGACAUUUUCCUGCUUUUAAACCCAACAUUUGGCUAUAUGUGUUUCCAGAGUUUGUUGUUCCUAUUGACUUAUUUUUCUCUGCAACUCUGACAGUUAUGACGGGGCACAAGCUACCCCUAGACUAAUUUAUGUCUGUGCCCAUGCCCACACAGAACUCCGUUCUUCAGAUGUCAGACAACUCUCUUAAGGGGGAAAAAAUAGCAAGUCAACUUUGGAAAAUAUUCUCUUACUUUUGGUUUUAAUUAGUGGUGCUCAAUUACACAAAGGCAUUAUCAUUGUAUCAACAGAAAGACCCCCACUGACUCUUCUGAGGCCUGGAGUAUCACCUUGCACCAGAGGAAACCAGUUUUAUAUGGUAGCGAUCUUUCCCUAGAGACUGAGAGUACUCAGCUGUUAGAGAUGGUUUUACACUUUGUCUCUCUUGAGUAUUCAUUGUCUGUGAUGCCUUAUUUCCCCUCUGUGUUAUUUUUCCAGGCAAUGUUAAAAUGGCACAUGACUUGAUAUAGAGCUGAUAUGUACAUUGGAGAGAUAUUGUUUAGGUAGGCAUUAGGAUAUGGCUUGCCUGAGUGCUAUUCAGUAAUUCCUGAAUCUGAAUCAUUAAUUUACUAAAAUAACACUUUCCUAUGCAGCAAAUCACUUGUGACUCUACCCUUGUGAUUGGGACCUCAGGAUGGACCAACUCAGAGACUCUGCAGCCUACUCAGGCCUUCUUAAGUAAAACAGCCUAGUCUCACAUUCUCAUUGCCUCCCUAUUCAUUAUAUUUGUGGUAUUUCACAGCUAUAUUAUCUUGUGGUGGCAAUCAGGGAACAAUGCAAUCAGAAAUGUGUCUUCAUGCAUUGGUAUGCACAGAGGUAUGACAAUAUGAGACUACUUCUCUAAUACAGAGCAAAAAUUGACCAGCACAUGUGGAUACUGGAACUGAAGGGGACACCUGGGCUUGGAGAAAUCCCUUCGAGCUGUAUGUGUACAAAGGCAAUGCCAUGCAAUCUCCAGGCCUCUCAGGGCCCACGUUGUAUGGUGUUUUAUACAUACAUCCCAAGUUUAUUCACAUUCUGGAAAGCUGCCUCAGGAAUGUCUACAAUCUGGCAUGCAGCAUAUUACAGCCACAUUGCUUAAAGUACCCUUCAGCCAGCAAAUUCCACCCCAUUCCUGUACAAAGACCCCUCUCUGUAGCUGCAGGCUCAGAUGGAGCACAGCCUCCCGCAGUGCAGAUGUUUGCUCACUCUAUAUCUUCAUCCCAGCAAGAGUGGCAUACAGGCAGGCUCUGCAGGUUGUUAAUCUGUUGGGGUGUGGACCCCACCUGCAUCAUCUGCAGCAGCAUCCUUUGCAAUGGAGGAAAGACCCAGCCGAUGGAGGACUCAUCACAAUCCUCCAUGGGGAUCCUUCCUUCCCUCUGCUCCUUAGGUUUACUUGGAAAAUAGGUGACCUGUAGCCAGUACUCAAAGCUGAGGUGAAGCCAGGCCACAUUUCCCAGGUGACUCGUUGUAAAGAGGAACUGGUGCACUGACCUGCCUCAGGUUGCGGUGUCCGUAGGAAGUACAGUGGAAAACAAUAGAUCAUGGUCUGAGAAGUAACAGAGGAAAACUGAGCAAUAAAGCCUCCCUAUUUCACACAUCUACCCAGAUGCCCAGAAUUAAAAAGGGGCUGCAGUGUGUUUUUAAGCUGAAUAGUUCUUCUCAUUAGGGACCAAAGUAUUAGUUGCCUCAGCAAAAAAUUACAUGUACUGCACCACAUUGCUUGCAGAAGUUGCUGAUGCCCAGAAGCAAAGAUAAUGCUACAUUCCCUCUAUUCUCUAGUCUCUCCUCUGAGAAUUCACAUCAGUAGCAACCCAUUAGAUCUCAACACAGUUUCCAAGAAAUGCGGCUAAAACAGCAUUUUUGGGGGGUAACAAAAAUAAAUGGGACUCAAAAGAAAAGCAAUUUACCUAGGAAAAUCUAAGAGCUCCAACCAUCAGCAUAUCUCAGCUUGCUUGGGAUUUUUUUAUUUUUAUUCUGCAUUUUCUAAAUGGCAUGGAUUCAGUUCCUGUAGAUGGGCCGUGACGGUGCACAUCUGGUUUUAUGGUUAAGGAAAUUGCUGAUUGAAUCGAUACACUCAGCACAGCUGACUGGAGUAAAUAAAAAAGGAUUUGAAGGAAGCCUUGUUUUCCCCUAGAUAGAUGAGUCUACCUUCAGCGCUGUUGCAGUUGCCCUGGAGUCAGUGGAGUGACACGAGGCAAGACGAGCGGUCAGUGUAUUUCGUCAUGAACUGAGCUUGCUUGUUCUUUACCCAUCAUAACUUCAGUUUUGUGAGAAUGUAGCUCUUAAAGAGCAGCAACCGUUUUCUGCCCGACUCACCACAGUCAGUAACAGAGAAAGCUGGCAGGCUGGGCCCUCUGCAGAAAAGUGGGACCGACCCACUGGGUAAAUAAUUUCCAUCACUGGACUCCACAAUCACUCCUGAUGAUUCUGCAUGGAGCAGUUGUCAAACAUGAGCUUCUUUGUUCUCAAAAGCCCACGGGAAAGGAUGGGGUAAAUGGUAGGAAAAAGUGGUGUAUCCAAAAGGGUAGCAGUGGGAGGUGUUGGGGGUUCAAACCUGGCAGUAAAUUGUGCCUCAGUGUAAAUGAACUGCAAAACGCCCGUGGAGCCCUGGGGUUUUGUAGGUCACAGGCUCAUGUUUCUCUGCUCCAACCUUUUGGGCACAAUACAACUGUAAAAAUUCCCUGUGGGGACAUGUGAAAAAAAGUUCCCAUCAACUUUUGCAGUGAUGGGGAAGCCAGAGAGUGGCACCUAAAGAGUUUGUGCGAAUGCACGAUGGACUUGACCUGUCAGGGUGAUCCCCUGGGUGGGCAAAAGGCUACAAGCACCAGUUUACUGCUCCCUGUCUUUCUCUGGUAUGUAUGAGAUUCCCACAGAGCAACUGGCUGGCUGUAACCAUUCCAGCAAUGUGCAUUUAAGCUGAUAAUUGAAGGUAAGACACAGACCUUUAAAAAAAAUACCUGUUUUAUUUGUUGUCUUUGUUCUCCUUGUGCAGACCAUACAGAGAGUCUUUCAGGCCCCUGUUUUCUUUCAAAGCCUGUAUCGAUCACAGCUGUGAAGUUAUCGUCCUAGGAGUGGUUUUUCCUAGGCAGUGGGAAAGUUAUUUUCUUAGGCACCUCAUUGUCACUUCAUAUUCUUGGGAACUACUUAAGAGCAAGAUCUGUUAGCUUUAUGACAAAUCCCUUUAUUUACAUGGAGGGAUGGCAGUUCUUGGUUUAUUCCACUAAAACAUUUCAGGAACAGCCUGCAAACAAAAAUACUGGUGCAAAGUUUGCUCUGAGCCAUCCUCAGCACUGUUUCUCUCCCAGCUCUUACCGCUGCAGCCUGGAUCACUUCCUACAAACGCAAUCUGCACCUCAAGUUUUAAUUUCUCUCCUUGCUGCAGCCAGGUCACUGCCUUACAAUAAAACCCAAGCAAAGCCAAGGUAGGUGGAUUUUUUACUAAUGCCUAGUGGCUGUUGGUGCUCUGUGGCCCUAAACCAGCACAGCUGAGCCUCAUUUAGCUAAUUUGACCUCUCCAGAGAGGCCUGUUGAACAGUCUUUCAUGGGUAAUUCUAGUGGAAAGCUGUAGGUGUUCUCCACACCCAGGGAGGGUAGGGGCUUCCUUGUGUAUAAUUACACUCAACUUACAAAGAGCAUGUGAAGAAAUAGAGAUACAACUUGGUUUGGACAUGCAGUGAUGUCUCUAGUUCCUGCCACAAAGAGCUUUUGGUUUACCCUUUGCUUAAAGUCUGUGUCACCUCAAGCCCUGUGGCAGCAGCCCAGCAAAGAAAGUAUUACCUGCCCACUGGAGGUAGCUGUGCUCCACUCCAAGGGCUCAGGUCCCACAGGUGUGAAGCAAAGGUGUCAGUGGGAGCUGGGUUCCGGCAUGGAAGGUACUUGACUGUGUGGUUUUUGUUUAAAAACUUGGGUUUGAAGGUGAGCUGCUUCUUAGGUGUUGCUUUUAAGGUCUACAUUUAAUAGCUGAAGUGCUUCUGAGUGUUUAGGGGGUGAUAGAGACUGUCCAGCAGAAGAGGAGCUGGUGCCCUGCAGCUGGCUCUGGUAGGAGUCCUGCUAGAACCUGUGUUUCUUGGUACUAAUCAGACUGGACUUCCUUGUCUCAGCUCCACCAGCCCUAAAGACUGAACUUAACUAGUCUCCAUCUCUGCACUGUGAGAGGGCAAAUCAUGUUAUCAAAUGGCAUUAAAAACUCCAGCAACAAUGGACCUAAAAAUUUAAAAAAAUAAAGAUGAGCCUGAGCAAUGUGUUGCUGGUCCUUCUGAAGGAUUGUGUGCAGUUUGUAUGAUAUCUGAGAAAACAUAAGACUGAGCUGAUGUCAUUUAGUAAUACCUUUUCCUCUCCUAGAAGAUACUUGGCUCUGGGAAGAGACAUAGAGGAAAUGUCUGACAGACUUGCACAACAGAGCAGCGCUUACUUGGAGAAAUUGCUGUCUAACUGAUCCUUUGUGGACUUCCGACCAAAACCAUCCAGUGCAGCAUAUGGUCCCUGUCAUCUUGUACCAUGGACUCCUGCCAAGGGAUUGCUCACCCAAGGUAUUGCUAGGCUGGCCGAGGGGCUGCCACAGCAUCGCCUGACUGGGAGCACUGGCUUACGCUGCAGGCUGGUACCAGUGGAGCAGGAGGGACAGGUAGAUCAUGCCAGGGUAACUGCAUGUCAGGAUGGCAACUUCAAACCUGGAGAACCAGCUACAGAGUGCCCAGAAGAAUCUGUUGUUUCUCCAGCGAGAACACGCCAACACGCUGAAGGGGCUGCACGCUGAGAUUCGGCGCCUGCAGCAGCACUGCACAGAUUUAACCUAUGAGCUGACUGUAAAGAGUUCAGACUUGUCAGAAAAUGGUAGUUCGAGAAGUGAUGAACUCAAAAGAAAGUGCGAAGAUCUUGAAGCUCAGCUAAAAGUCAAAGAGGCUGAAAAUAAUGAAUUACUGAAAGAACUCGAACAAAAGAAUGCAAUGAUAAUGGUGCUGGAAAACACUAUUAAAGAAAGAGAAAAGAAGUAUUUGGAAGAGUUAAAAAUGAAAAGCCAUAAGCUCAACAUGUUGUCAAGUGAACUAGAGCAGAGAGCGAGCACUAUUGCUUACUUAACUUCUCAGCUGCAUGCUACUAAGAAGAAGCUGAUGAGUUCAGGUGGGACUUCGGAGGGGACCCCUUCCGGCAGUCCCGUGCUGUCCAACUAUAAGCCGUCCCCUCCCAAAGAUAAACUGCCGGAGACGCCGCGGCGCAGAAUGAAGAAGAGUCUGUCGACGCCGCUCAACCCCGAGUUUGAAGAGGCCUACAGAAUAGGAUCGGAUAGCCGGAAGCUGCUGUUAAGAGAGCCUGUGGAUGCCAUGCCCGAUCCCACCCCGUUUCUCUUGGCCAGGGAGACAGCAGAGGUACAUCUUAUUAAGGAGAGGCCGUUGGUUAUUCCUCCUAUUGCUUCAGAUCGUGCACCCGGUGAAUCGCACAGCCCAGCCCGCGAGAAGCCACACAAGGCACACAUUGGGGUGGCGCAUCGCAUCCACCAUGUCGCGCCAGCCCAGCCUCAGCCAGAGGUCGAAACACUGGCAGUGGAUCAGGUCCAUGGAAGUAAAGUGGUCAGAAAGCACUCAGGGACAGACAGAACUGUUUGAGUUAAAUCACUGAAAUGCUCUACUCUGUUGCUCUUUAUGCACUGUGAUCCUGUAGGAUAAAUAGCACCUGCAGUAAAGUUUCUUUUGAUGCCCCAUGCAUGCCAAACUUCUUCCAGAUACAUCAUUAAUAGAUUAUGCUCCUCUAAUGAAACCUAAUACGACUGUGUUCAUAUGGCAAGGUAUAUAACUACUAACUGCUGUGGCCAAAUCAGGGGUACCUGACUGCUUGCUUCUGAGCACUGCUCCAUUUAUUGUAACUACACGUGUGGACAAAGGCACGGGCUGCAGGCUGCGUUAUUAACCGACCUUAGUGAAAACAAACUUAACUAGAAACCUGCAGCGCUAUGUAUUGGCUGUUAACAGUUGAACUGUCAGUGGUUCUUUUGUCUUCACUGUGUAUGUAAGCACUUCAUACAUGGACACUAACCUCCGUGGCAAAGCCUUUUCCACAGUAGCAUUGAAAAUAAUGCAGAUGUACAUACACUUUAAAAUGAGCUAAGGACAUCUUUUCUGUCACAUGCAUAUGCUCUCAGUUGCAAAUUGUGUUCAGUUUCUCAAAAGCCUGAGAGUCCCAGCAAGUGUUAUCUGAGUAAUCCUAAAUAAAUACUUUGGUUUGUGGCUUUAAGUAAAAAGGGGGAGAGGAGGAUAAAGCACUCUUUAAAAGGGUUAACGAUCCUCUUCCUGAGUAUGAACACUGGGUUGGUUCCUUCAUUUGUUUUUGUUUUUUUUUUUAAAUUGAAUGGCUCCAUCACACAUCAUACACUAGUCAGUACUGCACUUGUGGCACCUUUCACACUGGCUCAGAGCUCCUUUUCCAGGGAGCAAAACGAAACUGGCUGUCCACUAUGGAAAUGGUUCUUUAUGCUCUAACCUGCACUUUUUUGUGUGUGUGUAAAGGGAUUAUUUUUGUUUCCUGAAAAACCUUAGUCUUGUUCUGGGUGUUAUCAGACAGUGCUGGCUUCUGCUGACUUAGAAACCUGAGCUGUCCCUCUAAAACGUGUGUAUUUAAGUUCUAAAUCUAACUGACGUAACCAGUUCAUACAGGAGGAGAGCCUGGCAUCCUUGACUUUUUCUCCGUGUGGACUGGGACAGACUUGCCUUGCACUUGCCCUGGGUCCCCUACUCCUUUCUAGUAAGCAACAGGUAGACCCUACAUCUGUUAGGCUACUUGAUUAUUUUUUUUAUUAUUACUGGUUUUUUUUUCUAGGAAAGAAAGGCAUACUGAGAGCUGUGAGAGUAUGUAAUUUUGGGAAAGGAGCACAAAUUUGACCAUUUUUCUUAAACUCUGAUCAGCACCUCCAGCUCACCUCUGCUUCACUCUUGUCUGCAGCCUCUGAGUAGGACCAGCAAGAAACAAUGGCUCCCAAAUGCUGCUAAGCUUAUGAUGUGCCUUCAAAAACUUGGAACGCGUAAUCUCUGUGAAAGCUGAUGAAGGAUCCCUGCCUGCCCUCCCUCCUUCCCCUUGCCAGCUGUAGUCUGCCCCUCUUAAGCUUUUUCUGCAGCUGUGUGUUGGUGUGUGUCUCCCUCUGGAGCCUUGGAUCGCUGUCAGCUUCCCCCACAAAGGCACUGGCAGGAUGACAAAAGCUGUUCUUCCUAACUGUGGUACUGCUAGAUUUCCUGUGCAGCAUGACAACUUACAGCAGGGUUGUUCCCAGUCAGGGAGGGUUUGAAUAUCCACUGGCCCUAAGGCCUCCUGCGCCCAACCCCCGCGCACCCUCACCACCACCCAGUCGCUGUGCUGAUGCCCAAGACAGACAACCUCCGUGCCAGUUGCGUGGCAGGAUUUGUUUCAUGGCUGGUGGGGCAGGAUGGGGAAAAGCUGUGGUCCUGGAAAUUGGUUGGUUAAAGAAAGCUUGUUAUUCCGUGGAUUACUGUUUUUAAGUGUAUUGCAUUAACCAGCAGUGGGUGUGGUUUUUUCUGGUGGUUGUUGCCAUAUUUUUAUGGCACUCUGUUGUAUGACUGAUCUACCCUGCCACUUGUUCAAGGAUGAUGGAACACACCGCUUCUAAGCACAGCGGAAGCGAUGCUUUGGGCAAUUAAAAACAUUUCUUACAACUAAA